Marmota monax (woodchuck) is the source of this 2275-nucleotide messenger RNA. It is a transcript of the gene Cdkn3, whose product is annotated as cyclin dependent kinase inhibitor 3. Gene Ontology annotation, biological process: protein dephosphorylation. Gene Ontology annotation, cellular component: nucleus. The transcript has 8 exons. Gene Ontology annotation, molecular function: protein tyrosine phosphatase activity. The record is from RefSeq and is a predicted model, not a curated record. The coding region runs from base 102 to 743 and encodes 213 amino acids. NCBI's taxonomy places the organism in Eukaryota, Metazoa, Chordata, Mammalia, Rodentia, Sciuridae.
CCAAUGAGGUGAAGGGAGAGGAGGGGUCCCCGCGGGGCAGCGACUGAGACGCGGGUGCUGAGCCGGGAGGUGGCACUGGUCAAGGCGUGCGGCGGCCAGCGAUGAAGCCGCCUAUUUCAAUACAAGCAAGUGAGUUUGACUCCUCAGAUGAAGAGCCUAUUGAAGAUGAACAGACUCCAAUUCAGAUAUCAUGGCUACCUCUGUCACAAGUGAAUUGUUCUCAGUUUCUUGGUUUAUGUGCUCUGCCAGGUUGUAAAUUUAAAGAUGUUAGAAGAAAUAUUCAAAAAGAUACAGAAGAACUAAAGAGCUAUGGUAUACAAGACAUAUUUGUUUUCUGCACCAGAGGGGAACUGUCAAAAUAUAGAGUCCCAAACCUCCUGGACCUCUACCAGCAGUAUGGAAUUACAACUCAUCACCAUCCAAUCCCAGAUGGAGGGACUCCUGACAUAGCCAGCUGCUGUGAUAUAAUGGAGGAGCUUGCAAUCUGUCUCAAGAAUAACCGAAAAACCUUAAUACACUGUUAUGGAGGACUUGGGAGAUCUUGUCUUGUAGCUGCUUGUCUCCUUCUAUACCUAUCUGACACUGUGUCACCUCAGCAAGCCAUAGACAGCCUGAGAGAUGUAAGAGGAUCUGGGGCAAUACAGACCAUAAAAGAUCUACCAUUGCAGUUUUUUUCCCCCCAUUCAGUUCUAGGAAUGGAUCAUCUCACUUGGAAUAAUGAUAGUUACUAUAAAUUUGGUUAAAAACUAAAGAUCCUAUUAUAUCAUCAAAACAUUGAACAAAGAUUAAUAGUUUAAAAAAUGUAAAUCAGUACUAAUUGUUUUUAGCCAUGGACCUCUUCUACAUUUACCCUGCCCUUAAUACUUCAAAAACAUUGCAGUAGCAAUGCUAAGGAUAUUAUAUAUUAAUCAUGAUACCAAAAAGAGUCUGUGAUUUCACUUUAUUUGUAGAACUAUGAUGCUAAUUUUGCCUUCUUUUCCCAAGUACCCUGUCUCAGCUCUAGGACUAGAAGGGGGGUGCGAAAGAAUCCUGGCCAUUAAAGCAGCUUCCUGGGCUUGAAAGUCCAUCUUCCCAGGGCUGGGAUGGGUAUAACCUAGUAUCAUAUAUGGUGAAUUACUGUAAUUAUUGAUAAAUUCACCAAGCAACUUGAUUCUCAAGGAUUAAAUAAGGUCAUUCACAAAACAAUCUAUACAAGGUCUGCUUCACAGUAUACAUUCUGAAAAGAGAAUUCCCCUUAUUUUAAAAUCAAGUGUUUCAAAUUCAGGAAGUUCAACUCUCUUUGAAACAAAAUAUAUGGGCUGAUAUAUGAAUGAAUAUGCCUGUCUUCCAUAUUUAAUACUGGAAAGAAUGAAGCCCACACUAUUAUGAGCUGUCAAUUCAUCACCUGGGCAUUCUGUGGCAAACUAGUUUUAACCACCUUUGUGCCAAUGUAAGUUGGCAGCACAUGGUUUCAGUGUCUCAGGAAUGCAUACCAUUGACUUAAGACUGAAGCAGGAGGAUAACAGCCUAGGCAACUUUGUGAGACCCUGUCUCAAAAUUAAAAAACAGAAAGGGCUGGAGAUGUAGCUCAGUGGUAGUGCACCCUCAAUUCCCAGUACACACACACACACACAAAAGGAAUAAUAUGAAAUGAUUGGCAGCUUGGCAGAGUGAAAAUACCCUUUGGGAAACUAUUUAAACAUCAAAUAAAUUUUAAAAAUCUUUUAUUUUGCUUAUCUGUGUGAUUAGUGAUGUUUGGUUUUAAAAAAUAUUCUCUAAGAAUUGUUUCAGGUAGAAUGUAUCAUCACAAAAAGCAAGAGACAGAGGCUUCAAUAACUCAAGAUUUUCUUGAAUAUGCCAUUAUUAUUUUUUAUUUUUUAGUUAUAGGUGGUAAAAAUAUCUUUAUUUUAAUGUGAUGUUGAGGAUGGAAUCCAGUGCCUCAUGUGUAGUAGGCAAGCACUCUACGUCUGAGCCACAACCCCAUUCCUGAAUAUGCCAUUAUUAAUUGCUAUAGAAAGUGCCUUCUCCUUCCUUAUUUCACAGGGAAAAAGCAUUAGCAAAUAUUUACUGCUUUUAAUUUUACUUAGUUCUGCCAAUAUAGAGAGAAAGGAUUCUAUAAACUUAUAAAACAUUCAUCCAAAUUUCAUGCUUUCAGAUUUUGAGAUAAACUUCCCCAAGUUACAAAUGUUUUCUUAGCCAAAAAGAUAUAGAAUUGCUCUUAGCAGUUGUUUUUUGAUUCAUUCCUCAUUCCUGCUAGUAUUGUGUAUACUUUGGUAACUAGUUUUCUACAAUGUAU